Molecule: messenger RNA, 450 nt
Organism: Penaeus indicus
Lineage: Eukaryota; Metazoa; Arthropoda; Malacostraca; Decapoda; Penaeidae
Exons: 1
Coding region: 1-450 (149 amino acids)
Biological process (GO): proteasome-mediated ubiquitin-dependent protein catabolic process
Cellular component (GO): SCF ubiquitin ligase complex
Molecular function (GO): protein binding
Source: RefSeq, a predicted model, not a curated record
AUGACGCAGGACGAGCAGGAGGAGAAGAGCCUGGAGUGGCACGCCGGGGUCUGGCGCCGCUACACCGAGCCCUUCCGCGAGAACAAAGCCACCACCAUCGGCGUGCUCUACGACGGCGAGCGCGGCACCCUCGGCUUCUACAAGGACGAGCGCUGGCUGGGCGUCGCCUUCAGCGGGCUGGGCGACGUCACGGAGUCGCUGUAUCCUGUGGUGUCGUCGACGGCGGCCAAGACGGAGCUCACUCUCGGAACCACCCGCAGGGGCUGGGCUGGCCUGCAGGACCGUGCCCGCCACGCCCUCCUCUCCGCCCUCGCACACCCGCACCUUCUCUACACGCUGCCGCUGCCGCCCGCGCUGCGAACCUACAUCGAGGACGACCUGCCGCCCUCGAGCGCCAAUGCCAAGGACGUCCUCAUCCCCACUACCACGGGGCUCUCCCGCUCCUCCUGA